Molecule: messenger RNA, 2390 nt
Organism: Spodoptera litura
Lineage: Eukaryota; Metazoa; Arthropoda; Insecta; Lepidoptera; Noctuidae
Gene: serpin-14
Product: serine protease inhibitor 14
Molecular function (GO): serine-type endopeptidase inhibitor activity
Source: RefSeq, a predicted model, not a curated record
UGCCGGCUAUACAACCUCAUUAGACCCGGCAACUAUGAACUUGUUACAGACUAAGGGCACAGCCUGUUCACAACAGAAUUCCUAAGUCCUUAAACUUAAAGCUUUCAUUCUUGUGCAUAUAGUAAGUACCUAGUACGUGGUGCUAUCAUUAUAAAUAACUGUGUUACGAGGUACGCGCAGACCGCGGUCGGGCUCAUUCAACUGGCAGCGCGCGCGCCAAACAGUUGUUCGAUAACGAAACUAAUGCUACGCGCGAAAAUGGAAGUUAAACUUUUAACGUUCGUGAUUUUAUGUGCUUACGGUGUUUUAGCGUCCGAAUAUAAUUGUGGCAAGAGAUCCGCUCUGCUGCUGCUCAAGCGACCAGCCUAUGAGUUCUCAAUGAGAAUGUUACAGCGGGUUACCGAGGAGACAGAUGCCCACUUUGUGUACUCACCCGUCUCCACCUGGCUGCAGCUCUCGGCGCUGGCUGAGGGCGCCGAUGGCCGCACACUCAACGAGAUUUGGCGACUAACCAGACAUCACAAGAACAGAUGCUUCAAAAGGCAGCUGAGCGGGAUUUUAAACCGGCUCAACUUUGACUUACGUUUUGAAAUGAAAAGGAAGAGUGUGAUUGCAAUAGACAAAUUGAUGGCCGUCAACAAAAAAUACAUUCAGGACAUAGCGAAGCUGUACGGAAUCAAAGUGUUGCUGCUAGCCUUCAACGAACCUGAGAAGUCAGCGCAGGAAGUGAACCACGUGAUUGAAGACGGCACCGACGGAGUGAUCAACCGUAUACUGUACCAUGAUGACUUUAACGACACAGUGCUACUCAUGAGUGAUGCUAGUUAUUUUAGAAGUGACUGGAAGUCUCCGUUUACUAGUGUCGGGGUACAGCCGUUUUAUUCGCGUAAAGGAGAUAAAAUCGGUGAAGUGAGUAUGAUAAAUCAAGUAGGACAAUUCAAUGUAAUAGAUUUCCCUCACAUAGGUGCUACAGUGUUAGAAAUACCGUGCGCCAGUCGCAGGAUAUCAAUGUUAGUGUUUCUGCCGCUAAAAAAACUAUGGGUCAGCGACAUAUUCUACAGUCUACAGACGACCAGGCUGACCUCCAUAUUCAACAUGUACAAUAUACAAGGGCCCCAGUUGGUUAAUGUCACCAUACCUAGGUUCAAGCAGCGCUCUGAAGUUGAGAACUUACCCGAACUCGUGUACGACAUGGGUAUCAGGAGGAUAUUUGACCCUAACGCAGCUGAGUUUAAGGGAAUCAGUAAAUUUAGGUUGUACGCAUCUCUGAUGACACAGAUAACUGACAUAGAAGUUAAUGAGAAGGGUGUGACGGCGACUGCAAACUCCCUAGUCAGGAAUAAUGGUUCAGCUGUAGAAUUCUUAGCUAACAAACCAUUCGCGUAUGUGAUAGUAGACAAAGUGACAGAUUUUAUUCUAUACGCUGGUAUGUACUCGUCGCCUUCUGUGAUUUGAAUACCGAGUAUUUCUACACUAAGUCUUGAUGUAUAUGAUGUGUCGAGAAUCUUUUCUGCGAAUGAUUUGAUCGCAGUUUGCAUUCGCGAUGUUUUAUUUGUAAAUAAACUCUGAAAGUUGGACGUCUGUGUCGGACAUGCAGAGGGAAUGUGCAGUUUAGACGGAUUGACAUUUCGUGAACUUUGGUGAAAGUGUUCACCGCAUUAGACUGUGUUGUCUGAAAGUUAUCUUCUUCUGUUAUGUGUACCACUGAGAAUUGUCUCUCAUGUUGCUUUUUUAUGUAAACAAAUAAGAUGCAAAUUAACAUAGAUUUAUUCCCAUUGAAAUUAAAAAAAUGUAUUUUAUAUUCACCUGCUUGAGACUUGUAUAAUUUUUGAAUUAACUUGAAUCAGUCACCGAUGUUUAUUUAUGUCAAGUACAUUUUACGAAACUUGUCAUAAUAUUUGACAAUGUAAAAAAAUAACAGUGUUAACAACGUUUUAUUUAUGGAAGUAGUUUCUAAUAAUAAGUUGUUGAUGAAUAAAACGAAUGUUUUCAGUAAAAAUAAUGUUUAUUGAUGAUAACAAACAAUGCAGAUAUUAACAAUGUAUCUAUGACUAGUAUCACAUAAAUCGCUUGGCAUUGCAAACAAAUUAACAAAACAAUGGACUUAUUUGUAGUAGAUUUCUAAAGCUAAUUAUGAUUAAGUUUCCUGUAUUCGAUCACAAAAUUAGUACUUUAAAAUAUACACCAUUAUCGACGCCUCGUGGCUGUCCACUGCUGGAUUAUAGGCCUACAUGACUAUAAGAGGGUUCGCCAUAAAUUCUUUAGGUACAAUUUUUUUUGAUGGCGGAAAUUGACACAUCAAUCAAUGACUUCUAACGCCUUGGGUUAGGCGAAGGGAAUUAUCAAAUUCUUACUGACUAAAAACCACGCCGUUCCUACUCCUGCUCUUC